UGGUGACUCUGGUCAGAGGAGGUGGUGGCGACUCUGGUCAGAGGAGGUGGUGGCGACUCUGGUCAGAGGAGGUGGUGGCGACUCUGGUCAGAGAAGGUGGUGGCGACUCUGGUCAGAGGAGGUGGUGGCGACUCUGGUCAGAGGAGGUGGUGGCGACUCUGGUCAGAGGAGGUGGUGGCGACUCUGGUCAGAGGAGGUGGUGGCGACUCUGGUCAGAGGAGGUGGUGGCGACUCUGGUCAGUGGUGGUGACUGGUCAGCAUGUCCAAGGGCAGGUAGGGAGUCCCAUGUCAUCAAGGCAUCCCUGUAAAAUGUAUCUUCUUCCUCUGUAUUGGGGCUCUGCGAUGAAGUUUGAUCUUCCCUCAGAGGACAGUCCACAAGCCGUCCCACUCGGCGUGCAUAGCCUACAGUCCUCCUCUUGGGUCACCGUUGGUGGAAAACCAGCCAUGUCACCCUUUAUUCAAGUCAGUAUUCGACGUCCAUCUAUGUCUGAGGACGUCGAGCGAUGACAGGGAAACUGGCCACUAGGGGCAACAGUGAGCGCUGUUACCUUCAAGUAGGUUUUGGUUUUGCUAGGGUGGGGAUGGUGGAUGGGCGUAAACUUGAUUCAAAAGGUUGCAAGGUCGAAUCCAGCGAUAGAAAGUUGUUUUUGAUAUUUUAGUUUUAAGCCUACCCUAAAUCUUUACCCUUUCCAUCCGGAGUUAAAGUUAACCUUAAACGCUUCAGAAUUUGACUUUUCAGAAAGAAUGGAUAAACGUCUACUUGUGAUGCGAGACUGAGAGCUAGUUGGGAAAACAACCCAAAACCAGUAGGUUCAAUCUGAAUAAAACACCUGCUAGCUAGCAUUUUAAUGCAUUUAUGGGAAGGAAUCCAAUUCAUGAUAUCAAGACUUGAUCUGCACUCAUGUAGCUAUUGAAAAAAUUAAACGUUUGUAAAAAAUAAAUAUAUAUAUAUAUAUAUAUAUAUAUAUAUAUAUAUAUAUAUUUACAUAAAACCGAUUAAAUGUGUACAGAAUUUACAUGAGCUCUCUGCCUAGACUGCCAUUAGGCGCCACGGUAACUAUAGAUUGAACGUAAUAAUAAUUGAUUCAACAAUAAUAGGUAUUCAAUCACAUACAGAAAUGUUAGUGCUGUAGAGAAACAACAAAAAACAUCCAUCAUCAUCAUGAGUAGAUUGAUGGUCAAGAGAUUGAAGGUUGAGAAAGUUCAUGACUUGAGUGAGGUCAGCGGAGGCAGGUGGUGGUUAAAAGAGGAGAGAAGGCAGCACAUUGUCAUCAUGGUGUCUUUGCCAUCCAUGUUGUCUGUGGCUUCGUAGUAGGACUCAGUCAAAUUAAGUUAUUUGGACUAGCUAGCUAGCUACUGCUACCAAAAUACAGCGCCCACUUGGGUGAUGCUAUUUCAGUCACGAGGCGCAACUAAGCACAACAGGCUUCAAUAGUAAUCCAGGAGUAGCCUUACCGUUUGUGCCCUGUUUACAUAGUGCCGUAUUUCAUUACGCCGUACUUCAUUUCAAUAUUGUUCCGCUACAGGAUGGAGUGAGGUGGAGGAUUUCACAAUGCAAGACUAGAUGGAGAGCCUAGUGUCUCGUCAGGGAUUGAAUUGAUUUAGGGAGAUUGUAAAAUAUGGACUUUUCAUUCAAGACAGGGGAAACCUAUUGUUUCAGUUGAUAAUAAAACAUGCUUUGUUGAGUAAACUUUUCCUCAACUUGUUAAAUCAAGCUAGCUUACACCACAGCUAGCUAGCUAAAAGAUACGCUAUACUGUAGCUAGCGACCUCCACCUAAAAACAAACGUCAUUACCAUCAUAAAAACUAAACCCAUCGGCUGUGGUUUAGUAACAAAAUGUACAGGAGCUCUCUGCUUAGGCUGCUACUAGGGCACCAUGGCAACUAUAGUAGUGCACUAUAAAGAAUAGGGUGCCAUUUGGUACAUACACACAGUCCUCCCAGAGUCAUCCCAGUCCUCCCAUGGUCAUCCCAGUCCACUCAUGGUCAUCCCAGUCCUCCCUUGGUCAUCCCAGUCCUCCCAGAGUCAUCCCAGUCCUCCCAUGGACAUCCCAGUCCUCCCAUGGUCAUCCCAGUCCUCCCUUGGUCAUCCCAGUCCUCCCUUGGUCAUCCCAGUCCUCCCAUGGUCAUCCCAGUCCUCCCAUGGUCAUCCCAGUCCUCCCUUGGUCAUCCCAGUCCUCCCUUGGUCAUCCCAGUCCUCCCAUGGUCAUCCCAGUCCUCCCAUGGUCAUCCCAGUCCUCCCAUGGUCAUCCCAGUCCUCCCAUGGUCAUCCCAGUCAUCCCAUGGUCAUCCCAGUCCUCCCAUGGUCAUCCCAGUUCCUCCCAUGGUCAUCCCAGUCCUCCCAUGGUCAUCCCAGUCCUCCCAUGGUCAUCCCAGUCCUCCCAUGGUCAUCCCAGUCAUCCCAUGGUCAUCCCAGUCCUCCCAUGGUCAUCCCAGUUCCUCCCAUGGUCAUCCCAGUCCUCCCAUGGUCAUCCCAGUCCUCCCAUGGUCAUCCCAGUCCUCCCAUGGUCAUCCCAGUCCUCCCAUGGUCAUCCCAGUCAUCCCAUGGUCAUCCCAGUCCUCCCAUGGUCAUCCCAGUUCCUCCCAUGGUCAUCCCAGUCCUCCCUUGGUCAUCCCAGUCCUCCCAUGGUCAUCCCAGUCAGAGCCAGUAGGAUAUAUAAAUGUACUGCCUUCAGGAAGUGUUCACAUCACUUGCCUUUUCCCACAUUUUGUUGUUUCAGCCUGAAUGUAAAAUAUAUUACAUUGAAAUGUUUUGUCUCUGGCUUACACACAUUACCCCAUUAUGUCAAAGUGGAAUUAUGUUUUAUUUUUUAUGUUUACAAAUUUGUUAAAAAUGAAAAGCUGAAAUGUCUUGAGUCUAUAAGUAUUCAACCCCUUUGUUAUGGCACGCCUAAAUAAGUUGCAUGGACUCACUCUGUGAAAUAGUUUUUUUCCAUUAUUCGUUUUUUUUUUUAACGAAUACCUCAUCUCUGUACCCCACACAUUCAAUUAUCUGUAAGGUCCACGGGAGGUUGGUGGCACAGGCUCGUGGCAAUGGAUGGAGCGAAAUACCUGGAAUGGUCUCAAAUACAUGGUUUCCAUGGUUUCCAGGCGUUUGAUGCCAUUCCAUUGGCUCCGUUUCAGCCAUUAUUAUGAGCUGUCCUCCACUGGUAAAGUCCCUCAGUCGAGCAGUGAAUUUCAAACACAUAUUCAACCACAAAAACCAGGGAGGUUUUUCAAUGCAUCGCAAAGAAGGGCACCGAUUGGAAAAGGGGUCAAGAAACAAAAUGGAGACAUUGAAUAUCCCUUUGAGCCUGGUGAAUUACACUUUAUACCCAGUCACUGCAAAGAUACAGGCGUGCUUCCUAACUCAGUUGCCGGAGAGGAAGGAAAUCGCUCAGGGAUUUCACCAUAGAGGCCAAUGAUGACUUUAAAACAGAGUUUAUUGGCUGUGACGGGAGAAAACUGAGGAUGGAUCAACAACAUUGUAGUUACUCCACAAUACUAACAUAAUUGACCGAGUGAAAAGAAGGAAGCCAAUGUUACAGUUUUAGUUUUAAAUUCACUUGGAAAUCUAUGGCAAGACAUAAAAAUGUCUGUCUGAGCAAUGAUCAACAACCAACUUGACCUAACUUGAAGAUUUAAAAAAAGAAUAAUGUGCAAAUAUUGUACAAUCCAGGUGUUCAAAGCUC
Oncorhynchus mykiss (rainbow trout) is the source of this 3672-nucleotide messenger RNA. NCBI's taxonomy places the organism in Eukaryota, Metazoa, Chordata, Actinopteri, Salmoniformes, Salmonidae. The record is from RefSeq and is a predicted model, not a curated record.